Molecule: messenger RNA, 616 nt
Organism: Cygnus atratus (black swan)
Lineage: Eukaryota; Metazoa; Chordata; Aves; Anseriformes; Anatidae
Gene: HMGA1
Product: high mobility group AT-hook 1
Exons: 6
Coding region: 284-577 (97 amino acids)
Biological process (GO): regulation of DNA-templated transcription
Cellular component (GO): chromatin; nucleus
Molecular function (GO): transcription coregulator activity; DNA binding
Source: RefSeq, a predicted model, not a curated record
CGGCCGUGAUGCAGGCGGCUCCUCCUCCCGGCGCUCGGCAAGGGCUGGGAGCUCCCCUCUGCCCGGCUGCCCUUAUUUAAUUUCCAGUGUGAUUUUGCUAUUUUUAGCACCUGGAUCCCCUCCAAUCCGCAUUUGCGAGCAGCAGCAGCCAGGAGGGGGGGUUUCGGUCGCUCACAACACAGCCACGCCGGGAGAGGGAGGAAAAAAAAAUAAUAAUAAAAACGCCACCAAAAAAAUAAUAAUAACCCCCAAGCACCCAGCUCCGAGACCAAGCUGACUGACGAUGAGCGAAGCCGGCGCCAAGUCCAGCCAGGCCCUGGCCUCCAAGGGGGAGAAGGACGCCUCGGAGAAGAGGGGCCGGGGACGGCCCAGGAAGAAGCCGCAGCAGGAGCCCAGCGAAGCCCCGACCCCCAAGAGACCCCGCGGACGGCCGAAGGGCAGUAAAAACAAGGCCACCCCAAAAGGCAGGAAAGCUGCAGUCACACCAGGGAGAAAACCUCGAGGCCGACCCAAAAAAUCGCAGCAGGACGAGGAGGAGGUGAACAUUUCCCAGGAGUCGUCCGAGGAGGAGCAGUGACCCCCCCCCCGAACCGGCGCUACCUCAUCGCCCCGCGGG